Marchantia polymorpha subsp. ruderalis is the source of this 910-nucleotide messenger RNA. NCBI's taxonomy places the organism in Eukaryota, Viridiplantae, Streptophyta, Marchantiopsida, Marchantiales, Marchantiaceae. The record is from the annotation of a GenBank genome assembly.
GAUCCGGUCCGCAAGUCAAGUGGGAGUGGUCCUGGAGAGCAGCUCGAGGGAGUAUCAGAAUUUGAGACCUCACAGAAUGAUGUUUGAUUUCUUCUGGGCACGAGCAAAGUUCCAUGGCUCGGUCUGAUGGAGUUCCAACAAAUUGUCCAGUACAGAUAGCGAGCAGAUCACGAGCUGAUCCUGCGAUUUUGAAACUGUCACAGCGGGCGGAUAUGGUAUCACACACGUGGGGCUCCAUUUUUCUUCUAUUACGCUGGGGCCUUCAGAUUACGGGCUGGAUUUCUGGAGCACAUACAUUUCGUCGGAUUUGAUGUGAUGCAAUGCAAUGCAAUCAUUGCGGUGGAAAGUGUUGAAUCAAACUCAUCUUGAACUUAUAGAUUGAACUUAUAGAUAGAAAGAUAUACGAAGGCUCCAAGCUGCACCGCGAUCCUUGUGUGCUGCCUUUUCAGAUUACAAAUUUCAGAUUCCUUUGGGAUAGCACUAUAUGGCAUAUAAUUCCUGACGUCUGAUAUCUCAGAUGAGCAGCACAUGAAUAGUCCCUGCUAGACAUUUCAUGAUGCAUGCUGGAUUCUUAUGGAAUUCAUCAGAAGAAUAGCACUCAGCUUUACGAAUCUCGCUGCCUCCUUGUGCGAUAGGAAGAACGUUUGGCUCGUCGGAUUUGCGAGCAAUGUGGAGACAAAUCAGUCCAAACAUUGGAGCCACGUCUCCUCUCCUCGUGCUUCAGGCAAGGAAACGAUGCAGCCGUCACGAGCGACGAGGUGCCUGACCAUCUCCCAUUUGAGGACGAUGCAAAGGUGAGACUAGCAUGUGCUGAAGAUUCUCAAUUCUUUCUGCAAUAUGCCAUUUUGCUCUAGAGACAAUUUCCUACAAGAAGUUAUAAAUUACUUAUUAUGGAACUCAUCGAAUUACG